AUGCUGAACCAGCUCGACACGGGAGACUCCAACUUCGAUGUGGCUUGCCGAUGGCUCAAAGAGAAUGAAGCAUCUUGGUCUUCGUGGCUGCCGGAAAGGGGCAAGUGCUUCUCUCAAUUUGGCAUGUACAGCGAACGGACGGAGACGUUCUUGAUGCAGCGCAAUGAUUCUGAUUCUGCUAUAACUUGUAGAGCCUGUCCUUCAGGCUUUUACUCAUCUCGCCUCGAAGAUGAUCAAGGCAUCACCUUCAUUUGCCUGCCGUGUGGGAGUGGAAGCUUCCAAGCUUCAGGAGCCGCGACUUUGUGCAACCGCUGCCCAGUUGGAGCGUACCAGAACGAGACAGCCAGUCUUUCGUGCAACCGCUGCCCAGUUGGAGCGUACCAAGAUGUGGAGGGAGGAAGUCUCUGCAAAAUGUGUCCUCCGGGUACAAGCACUCGACUUUUGGGAUCGGUCUCCAUUUCAGAUUGUGGUUGUGAAGCUGGAUCCAUCAACAUUGCGAAGAGUGGCACUUUCGAGUGCGUUCGAUGCAUGUCUGGCUUGGACUGCCCGUUCUCAUCUACACUGGAGGAUCUCAAGAGUGGACAAUCGAGUAAUGGUCCGGAUUUUGUUCCGAGAAUUCGAAAAGGCUACUAUACAACUCUGGAGGAGCCUUUGGAGGUUCUUCAGUGCAGACCCGAAUCCUCGUGUCCAGGUGGAGCUCCAGGAAGAUGCAACAAAAACCUUGUUGGGACGCUGUGCGCCGUUUGCCUUGAAGGGGAGACACAAACCUUGACCAGCAGUGGAUGUGAAGAGUGCGGUGCCGCCGUGGUCGGGUGGCUGUUUGUGAUCCCUGUGGUCAUGGGGUUUCUUGUUGUCACAUAUUACUUCACCAACUUGGAGGUUGUGACACAAGCCACACCUUUCAAAGCAGGUGUGAUGACAUCUGCGAUCGCAGUCAGUGCUAUGCAAGCCUUGGCACUGGUUGGGCUGAUGUCGGUGAAGUGGCCAACUACGUUCCAGGGUGUCUCAUCAAAUGUGCAAAUUGUGUUGCUGGACCUCGAUGGGAUGGGCUUGAGCUGUUUGUCAGGAAGCGACCCUUUGGCACGCUACCUGAUGGUGGUGUUUAUCUUCCCAGCCGGCUUGAUUUGGAUUUUCAUGUUUUGGUCUUUUACAUUGGCUCUGGCCAAAUGUGUAAAGUGGAGAUGGUUCAAACCGUGGAAAUUGCACUUUACCUUGAACACAGCAGGACUUGGAAUGCAGUUAGGUUAUGGAACUAUGGCUGCCGUAGCUAUGAAACCUCUCAUGUGCUAUAGCCAUCCCAAUGCUCGUCAAAGCCUCAUCACCUACCCGAACCUCUUUUGCGGCGAGAGAGCACACAGUGUCUUGCAAGUCGCAGGGAUCAGUUUCCUUACGAUCUUUGUGGUGGGUUUUUUCGUGAUUUGUUCCUAUGCAGCUUACAACAUGCCACGGUGGUGCACUUCUGGUCAAAGAGAACGACUGCAGAGUUUUCGUUUCUUCAUGGGAAAUUUUCGCUUCGACUGCUACUGGUUCAUUCUGAUAGUGCUACUCCGCGGCUUCAGCUUUGCAUUGGCCGUUGUCAUUGGAACCAAUGUUCCACCUGCACAGACCACACUCGCGAGCCUCAUCCUGACCACCUAUGCCAUUCUGCAGUCGUAG
Messenger RNA from Cladocopium goreaui, 1656 nucleotides. The record is from the annotation of a GenBank genome assembly. NCBI's taxonomy places the organism in Eukaryota, Dinophyceae, Suessiales, Symbiodiniaceae.